This is a messenger RNA of Exophiala bonariae, 1845 nucleotides long. RefSeq lists its product as uncharacterized. Gene Ontology annotation, cellular component: membrane. The transcript has a single exon. The coding region runs from base 1 to 1845 and encodes 614 amino acids. Gene Ontology annotation, biological process: amino acid transmembrane transport. Gene Ontology annotation, molecular function: L-amino acid transmembrane transporter activity. Lineage: Eukaryota; Fungi; Ascomycota; Eurotiomycetes; Chaetothyriales; Herpotrichiellaceae. The record is from RefSeq and is a predicted model, not a curated record.
AUGUCCCGUCCUGGCUUCCAGCCGCUCGCUGGACGGGACUCCCUCGAACUCGCAUCGCUUGCCGACUCUGACCAUGACGACCUUCCAACUUCCGAGUCUUCUUCGCGCUCUGGUAUCUCCUCAUCGAGGAGACUCUCUCUGGAGAACGAAGGACCCCUAGAUGACGCCAAUGUCGCUUCACGGGCACGCGGACGUUUACGAGAUCGCUCCUAUUCAGUGUCUUCCGCAUUCGACUUUACACCAGCUCUAUUUCCUCUCUCCUCGACCGCGGGCGGUGGUUAUACCGCCUUGGGAAACCCUUCUGCUGUCUCACUGUCGUUGGAACGACGAGGAAACCUGCAAAACUUGGAGAAGAACAAAACCCUAACAUAUCUGAACGGUUUAUCGUUAGUGGUCGGGUUGAUCAUAGGUUCAGGUAUAUUUUCUUCUCCGGCACAAGUAAACUCUCAUGCAGGGUCGCCCGGUGCAUCGCUCAUAGUCUGGACAAUCUCGGGUCUGCUCGCAUGGACUGGUGCCGCCUCUUAUGCAGAACUAGGAGGCGCGAUACCAUUGAAUGGUGGUGCGCAAGUCUAUCUGGCCAAAAUCUUUGGUGAACUUGCAGGUUUUCUCUUCACAUGGGCAGCGAUACUGGUCUUGAAACCCGGAAGUGCUGCAAUCAUUGCGAUCAUCCUCGGCGAAUACCUCGUAAGGGCGGCCAUAGGAGCUGAAGUCGAAGAUGUAAACCCCUGGAUCAACAAAAUUCCGGCCAUCGUGGCUCUACUGCUCGUCACGCUUUUCAACUGCAUAUCUACCCGCUUUGCCGCUCGACUAGGCGAUAUAUUCAUGUUUUUCAAGUUCAUCGCCUUAAUCGCCGUCACCAUUAUCGGCAUCAUUGUCGCUGCCACUGGGCUUUCGCACAAUGGGCCCGCAAACACAGAUUGGCGAACCCAUCACUGGUUCGAGGGCACAUCCCACGAUAUUUCCAACUGGGCAGUCGCACUCUACGCUGGCCUUUGGGCAUUUGACGGCUGGGACAACACGAACUACGUGACGGGAGAAUUCAAGAACCCCAGCCGAGAUCUUCCUCGAGUGCUUCACACCGCCAUGCCCGCGGUCAUCGCCUGCUACCUUCUCGCCAAUAUAUCCUACAUCUUCGUCCUCCCACUCGAAACCAUCAACAAAAGCAACACUGUCGCUGUUCAAUUCGGCAGCAAAGUCUUCGGCCCGAUCGGUGGCCUAAUCCUCGCCCUGAUCGUGUCCGCAUCCUGCUUCGGCGCCCUCAACGCCACGACAUUUACCUCCGGACGCCUUGUCUAUGUCGCCGGACGCGAGGGCUACAUCCCCUCUCUCUUCGGGCGCAUCGGAAUCGGCAUGUCAUCCACCGGACCCGAAAACCCUCCCGUCCAACUGAACAAACUCCGCAAGCGCUCAUGGCUGACCAAGACCAUCACGCGGCUCUUCGGCGACGAAUCCAUUGGCGUAGGGUACACGCCCAUCAACGCCAUGCUACUCAACACGGCCCUGACUCUCGUGUAUGUCUGCGUCGGCGAAUUCGAAACCCUCAUCACCUUCUACGGCGUCGCGGGCUAUACCUUCUACUUCCUGACCGUACUCGGCCUGAUCGUGCUGCGCAUCCGCGAACCGAACCUCGAGCGCCCCUACCGCACCUGGAUCACCACGCCCAUCAUCUUCUGCUGCGUGAGUCUGUUCCUCGUCAGUCGUGCUGUAAUCGCGCAGCCACUGCAGACCGUCAUCGUCGUCGCGUUUAUCAUCAGUGGUGUGCCUGUGUAUUAUUGGCGUGUUGCGAAGCGCGAGCCCGGUGCCAAGCGCGACAGUAGAUUCUGGAGGCGCUGGGGCAGGGGAUGA